AUAAACACAACACCCCUAGCGUGCCUUCCGACUAGCAGCCCGCAUCGUCCGUUUGUUCGCAACAACACUCGGUCUGCCACAACGCCGUGUCGCCACUUCUUAUUCUUUUGUGCUUUCCUUUCUUUCUCUUCACGCGACUCUGCGCAACAUGGAGGCGCGCGUCGAUUUCGACAUCAAUGAGGCGAUCAAGCUGUUUGACAGCGAUCCCUCAACCAUCCCAACCACGGAAGCGCCGCAAGCACUGCAGGAGUGUGAAGAGGAUCCAGAAGCGCUAUCAUCGCUGUCCUUGAUCAAUAGCGAGCUGAACCCUGUGGUUGAUGCAGUGGCGGAGAACCCAGAUGCGAUCACAUACAGUUCUGUUUUUGACACCAUCCAAUUCCUGCUCAAAAAUUCUUCGCAAAUACCCCCGACCGCUCUAGGCAAGAUCCUCGACUUGCUUGUUUCUGCACUCUCUGCACAAGCCGACAUCGUACACGUCGAUCUCGAAGCUGAAGAGCAAGAUGCGAUCCCACACCACAAGACCAUUCUGGAAAUGUACGCCUUCUUGUUACGAUGGACCAUAUCUGCAGUCGAAACAAGAGCGCUGGAGAAGUCGGCCUCGGCGCCAGCAGCACGAGGGAGGGGCAAGACAGGAAAGUCAAAGACGGGAAGUAGCAAGGACGGGACUUGGGACGCAGCGGCACAACUCGAGACGGCGCUCGAUCGCGUGAGCAAAGUGUUGAAACUGAAACUGGGCCGCAUAUUCGUCACGACGUCAGAGCGAGACACCUUUAUUGGCCUUUUCACAAAGCCAGUGUACCACAUUCUGGAGAACGAAGCCAGGGUUAAGAAUACCGCCAUCCGGAAUCACUGCUUCAGGGUGCUCUGUAUUGCUGUAAAGCAUCAUGGUCACGCAUACACUGCCCAAACAUCGAUUAACCAGUGCCUCACGUAUUUCGAACACCUUUCUGAGCCUAUGGCCGAGUUCCUCCAUACCCUGGCCGACGCUUACGAUUACUCUCAAUUGGCUGAAGAUGUUCUCAAGGAUAUUAGUACCAAGGAGUACAGCGCCACAGACUUGAAGGGCCCCAAGUCAGUCUCGAUAUUUCUAAUCAAGAUUUCUGAGCUGCUACCGAACCUCAUCGUCAGGCAAGGAGCGCUGCUCAACAACUUGUUAGACAGUGAGGCGUACACUCUGCGAUGCGCUAUGAUCGAGGUAUGCGGCAAUAUUAUCAACAUGCUCAGCAAGUUGAGCCAGGACGAUCGCAGCGAUGCCCACAAGAGGAAUAUGGACAUUUUUUUUGAGGUUCUUGAGCAGCGGUUCUUGGAUAUUAAUCCCUACUGCCGUUGCCGAGUUAUGCAGGUCUACGUCAAGCUUUGCGAUCUGCCACAUAUGAGCUCGAAACAAGCGCGCAAGCGCCGGCAGAUGGCUGCAGACUACGCCGAACAAAGCUUGAAGGACAAGAGUAGCAACGUACGACGAAACGCCAUAAAGCUGCUAUCGAAACUCGUUGAGACGCAUCUCUUUGCGGAUAUGUAUGGUGGUCUGUUGUCAACUGAAAUCUGGGAACAGGGGCUUGAGAGCAUCGAGGCGAGUAUCGCGGCGCUGAAACCUCCGGCAGAAGAGCUUCAGGAGCGGACACCAGGCGAGAUCGAUGAAUCAAUGCUGAUCGACGCAACUCAAGCAGAUGUUGGUGUCGCAAAGGAUCCAGGCGAGAUGAGUGCGGAAGAGCACAAUGCUGCAGCUGCAAAGGUAGCGAAGGACCGCGAGACUGUCCAAGAACUUGAAAAGUUCAACAAGGUUCGCUCCUUUGUUAGACAAGCUCUGAGGUUCAUCGAAGUCAUCAAUGACGCGGCCGAGCAGGUGAUGCAGCUGCUUUCUUCGAAGAACAAGAGUGAGGUCAUCGAAGCGAUGGAUUUCUUCACCAAAAUCGAUGCAUACAAGAUUGCAAAUGCCAGGCUUGGUAUUAAGAGGAUGCUUCGACUUAUCUGGACCAAAGGCAACAGCGACGAAGGCAAAGGCGUUCAAGCACACCUCAUCGACUGCUACAAGGACUUGUUCUUCAAUGCGCCUCCAGGUUGUGACGCGAACCAGGCCGCUAAUUACAUCACCCGAGGUAUGAUUAGUCUGACCUUCGACACAACUCCGGCGGAUCUCAUAUCCCUUGAACAACUCCUCAGCACUAUGAUGAAGCAAGGCCUGGUUAACAGCCUAGUCAUUGAGAAGCUGUGGGGCAUAUACGGAUACCAAAAGAAGGACAUAUCCGUAAGGCAGCGUCGAGGUGCCAUCAUCGUACUUGGCAUGUUGGCGCUCUCAUCGCCCGACAUAAUUGUGCAAGAGAUGGAAGCAUGCCUGAAGAUUGGUUUGGGAAAACUCGGUCGUCGCGAUUUCGGGCUUGCUCGCUACACAUGCGUCGCUCUGCGAAGAAUCAGUGCUGCAUCCGGAAAGUUGCAGGCUGGUGAAGCUCCCGCUCCGUCCGUUAAGCUGCCGAACGAUCACGCUGUCUUGAUAAGGUUGGCUGCAAUGUGCGAGAUGGAGUCUGACAACAAGGAAUGGUUCGGAGUCGCAGAUCAAGCAAUCAGUGCGAUCUAUGUACUGUCCAAGCAUCCUGAUGUGCUCUGUUCAGAGAUCAUCAGACAAGUGGCAAAACGCGUGUUCGCUCCAAAGGCGCCCUCCCGGCCAAACACAAGCUCGGGUCAGAAAAGCGACGACUUUGAGCCUAUGGAUGUGGAUGGUGGCGAAGAGAUGCCUGACGCGCCUGUCAACGAGGUUCCGAAUCCGAAGAAACAGAACUCGGCACUAGCAUUGUCGCAGCUUCUAUUCAUUGUCGGACACGUUGCCAUCAAACAGAUUGUCCAUCUCGAACUCUGCGAGUUGGAGUUCAAGCGUCGAAAGGCUGAGAAAGAGAAGGAUAAGAAAACGGCGCCUCGAAAAUCUCUAGCGCCGGAGCCUACACCUAUGAAGAAGGGGCGCAAGAGAGGCGCGCUUAAGGAUCCGACGCCUGCUCCCGACCCUGAAGCAGAUGAUCUUGAUCUCAUGGCGGGUACCAACGAGGAUGACUUCACCGAUGCCAUUGCUCAUGUACGCGAGCGAGAACUAUUAUUUGGCCCACAGUCUCUUCUCGCCAACUUUGGCCCCCUGGUGUCGGAAAUUUGCGCCAACAAUAUCUCUUACAACCACCCAACAUUACAGGCUCAAGCUGCGCUAUGUUUAGGGAAGCUCAUGUGCGUUAGCCAGGAGUACUGCGAAAGUAACCUCGACCUUUUGCUCAAUAUUCUUGAGCGUAGUCAAGAUGCCAUCGUUCGAAGCAACCUUGUCAUUGCCCUUGGUGACAUGGCUGUAUGCUUCAAUCACCUAGUCGAGCAAGACACUGAAUUCCUGUACCGCCGACUCGAUGAUAACGAUCAGAGUGUCAAACGCACCUGCCUCCAGACGUUGACUUUCCUCAUUCUGGCUGGACAGGUCAAGGUCAAGGGUCAGCUCGCCGAGAUGGCCAAGUGUAUUGAGGAUAGGGACAAGAAGAUCGCAGAGAUGGCACGCCAGUUUUUCAGCGAAUUGUCUACAAAAGACAAUGCCAUCUACAAUCAAUUUGUCGACAUGUUCAGCACCCUCAGUGCUGAUAACGGGCUCAGUGAAGAUGCCUUCAAACGCAUCAUCAAGUACCUUGCUGGGUACAUCGAGAAGGAAAAGCAAGCCAAGCAGCUUGCUAAUAAACUCGCUGCCCGCCUGCCUCGUGCUGAGAGCGAGCGGCAAUGGCGAGAUGUCGAGUAUACGUUAGGCUUCCUCCAGCACAAAGACGAGGAUAUUCAGAAGAUGUUAUCUGAGGGAUUUAAGGUUGUACAGGCAUCAGGGUAGAGUUUGUGCAUCACGGUUUCUGUGUUGUCUGUUAUGAGUUAUGCGAUAUGAUACCUUGGGUCUGGUCAUGGUCAGCACGGCGUUAUUUGCUUGUUCAACUUGUUCAAGUCUGGACGAUAAGCUCGAAGUAGAUGU
Molecule: messenger RNA, 3970 nt
Organism: Boeremia exigua
Lineage: Eukaryota; Fungi; Ascomycota; Dothideomycetes; Pleosporales; Didymellaceae
Product: non-SMC mitotic condensation complex subunit 1
Exons: 3
Coding region: 149-3835 (1228 amino acids)
Biological process (GO): mitotic cell cycle; mitotic chromosome condensation; meiotic chromosome condensation
Cellular component (GO): condensed chromosome, centromeric region; nucleus
Molecular function (GO): histone binding
Source: RefSeq, a predicted model, not a curated record